AUGGCACCGAGGAACAGCGGGUCAAGGCGGCUGAAAGCGCGAAGGACAAGGAUUCGACAAAGAUACUUUGAUCAGAUCGUCGAGAUUCUUCCAACUCUCGCAUCAAACUCAACGAGCUUGUCUUGGGCAGAUGGGCUCUUGCCUCAAGGAGGAGUUGCAGUCGACUUCUGUGGAGGGUCAGGGCAUCUUGGGCUUGUUCUUGCAACGUUGCGAAGUGAUGCGACGAUAUACAUCGUUGAGAAGAAGGGGGCGCAUUGUGACAUUGCCCAGAAACGAUCGGAUCUGAUGGGAUUGAAGAAUGUGAAAGUCAAGAACCUCGAAGUCUCUGAAUUUCAUGAAGCUUUUGAUGUAGGGCUUGGGUUACAUGCUUGCGGUGCAAGCUAUGUUCUUGCUCCUUGCUGUUACGGUUUCAUCUCUAAGGCACUUGAUAAGUACAAGUUGGAGUAUGUCGACAAAAACACGAAUGCAGACAUGUGCUACCUUGCUGAUCCUGUUCGCUCUCAAGCGAGCUUGGCCGGCACGCCAGCACUCGGGGGAUAUUUCUUUGUACGGGGAAGAGACACGGACCCUCAGAGAAUGCUCAAGGUUCGAGCUCGAGUGUAUCUGCAGGCAAAGGAGCAGGAGGAAAGAGAGGGAUCUGCUGAUGGCACAUUUUGGCCAACCGAAUACUCCUUCACGGAGCAACGCGAAAAUUUUGCGCGUAGUUGCAUGUUUGCAGUUGAUCUAGACAGAAGUCUAGCCGCUGAGGAGACGGGAUAUUUGGCCACUAUGACCAGCAUGUGUGACGGUGACAUCGAUGCGGCAGGACAGAAGAAUCAGACAGGUUUUAAGCGAUGGAGUAGGAUCCCCAGGUGUCGGUGGGUCCACCAGUGUAUCCUGGAGCAAUACCCUGGAGGAAGAUCAGGAAGGAACGACACUAGAAUGCGGACUCACAGCAUUGACUCCGUUGAAGUAGCCGGGAUGGCCAACAGGGUAAUCGGGGGUGCCACGAAGAGGAGGAUGGCCACCGGACCAGUUGCUGCGAUAGACGUCAGCGACAAGGGAUCAUAG
Messenger RNA from Guillardia theta CCMP2712, 1050 nucleotides. RefSeq lists its product as hypothetical. The transcript has 13 exons. Lineage: Eukaryota; Cryptophyceae; Pyrenomonadales; Geminigeraceae. The record is from RefSeq and is a predicted model, not a curated record. Bases 1 to 1050 code for a protein of 349 amino acids.